AUGGGAAAACGCGUUUCUCCGCGGCGGGCGGCUUUUAACGGCGCCUCGGGCCGUGUUCUUCCUCUUGGGGGCUACCCCUUUUUAAUCCCAGCUUUUGCGCCGCAUCCAAACGCGAGGAUCUCAAAAAAGACCCGCGGCAACCCGGCCGAAAGAGAGGAGAAGAAGGCGCGCUCGGUCCCGGGAACCCGCCGGAGCCCCGGAGGGCGGGAUCGGAUCCCCCGGGAACUUCUCUUGGGUUUUCUUUCGCGCCUGCUGUUCGUGGGUGCUCCGUGCCUUUCUUUGGUGUUGUGGGGGCGGUCCGAAAGAAAAAAAAAAAGAGAAAAAAGCGAGGGGGUUGUUUCUCCGCGUCGGUUCGUUUUCCCGGAGGGUUCUUGA
This is a messenger RNA of Trypanosoma theileri, 375 nucleotides long. RefSeq lists its product as uncharacterized. Bases 1 to 375 code for a protein of 124 amino acids. Lineage: Eukaryota; Euglenozoa; Kinetoplastea; Trypanosomatida; Trypanosomatidae. The record is from RefSeq and is a predicted model, not a curated record. The transcript has a single exon.